AUGAGAGACAAGCAGCACCGACACACCCAGACAGCGCAUCCCCAUUCUGAGAGGCAACCUACACGUGCACUGAAAAACGCUGGGCCACCGUUGAUUCACCACGGUUGCAAACAGAAGUCGCAAGCCAACAUCAAGAGUGCGACGGAGAGUUGUAUAUCUAAGUAUAGACGAAAUAACGGAGAGCGGUUACCGGUCAAGGAAAGCAGACCAAUAGAGCAGAGGAAGCAGCCGACUCCAACUAAAUCUAUCGGACCAAUGCAGGUGAGGAAGUCCCACGUAGACUCUGGAGGGACGGCAAGACGGAGCUCGAGCGUCAUGUGCAGGACUGUCACUUGCCUGGAAAUAGACACCCACACAACCACCGCUCUCCUCUCCCAGCAUGCUCACGACUUGAUGCACAUCCAGGUCCCUGGAGGAGUAACAACACACCGAGACACCGCUUAUCAAAGCAGUGACACGGAGGCAGAGACGAAAGGGGACAAAGAACAUCGAAGCAAAAAGCCCCAGCUCAUGGCCACCUGCUUAGAUUCGCCUGAUAAACUGUUGCCCUGCCGCUCCGCCUCUCUUCCGGCAAUUGAGAAGACGGGGGGUGACCUACCAUACGAGGGCGACGACGGGUCCUUGGUCGCCUUUCUCACUCGCAGUGCAAGCUUUCCACACUUCAACAAUACGCGACCACUACAAGCGUUCUGCAACGAUCCGUCGAUCGAUUCUGUUUUAUUCGGCAGCGAAGAGAGUGGAUGCCGACGAGGUGAAGGACAAUCAGGCAGUCCCAACGGAGACGCGAACAAAGAGAGAUUGGAAUUCUUAGUCACCAAACUAUUUGCACGGGCCAAGAUGAGAUCAUCGAUACGUUCCGAAGCCGCUGCCGUAAAAGGGGAGAGAAGCGUUUCUCCUUGUGCAUCGCCUUUCUCAUCUUUUCCAUCACUUGCUAACCCAGGGCACCUCCAGAAUGAUGAGCGGUGGGCAACAGUGAGCGCACCAGCCGUUAAAGCAGAGCGGACGAGCAAAAUGCGAAGGAUUGCUGUCGAAGAGAAGCACGUUCGAACAGAAGUAAGGGACAAAGGAAUACAGACAGAGGAACCCCUUCGCAUCGGCGUCAGCAAAUCUACAGGUUUGCCAUCCAGUGAGAAGCUGGCAUACCAAGAUCAGGGGCGUCUGUCCCGUGACUUCUGUGGUGGGACACGCCGAACGAAUGCGUCUGCCUCGGUCUGUCGGAAAAGCCUUUGCGUGUCUCGACUGGCCACGAAUAUUCUCAGAGAGAUGUGGAACCAGACGCAUGGCAUACUCGAGGCUGAGACAUGGACGGAGAGAGAGUACCACGAUGAAGCCCAGAAGGAUGGAGGAGACGUGGCAACGGUGACGACAGCCGCAACGCAACUCAGCGCUCUCGGCAAGGCCAGGCCGAAAAUAUGUACGGUCCUCCGAACUUUAGCGUGUUGGCCAUUUACGACUGAGGUAGCCGAUACACUCGCCUGCCGUUCAGUGGAAGAAGGAAGGAAAGGACAACACCACGAAAGCAGAAACACAGAACGAAAGUCCCGGGGAAGAGACAAUGCAUUAACGUCAGCAAGGAGGCGGGCUCUGGCCACAUGUAGCCGAAGUCGCAGAUGCCAGAGAAACGUGGAUGACAACGGGAAUGAACUGAAAAGACCUGAAGCGAGCUGGGAGGCAUUUGGGAUUGGACCCACAGGUUGUGAAAGCGUGAGCAGCGGCCUAAAGGCGGGGGCACCCGCCAGGACCUGGACAACUGAGGAAGGCGACUGGCUUGACUCCCGGCUAUACUCCAUCUCCCUCCGCGGUCCGGAUACAAAUCCUCUUACCUCCCGCCGCAGGCACAUCGAAACUGUCAGCUUCCCUUCAAGGCUUGUCUCCGAUCAGGAAAAUGGGGACGGGAAACGAAAACUCUCAGAUGAGGGUGGAGGGGGGGACACAGACGGGACUGGCAACCGACGGGAACUUCUCGGGGAUACAGGAAGAGAGCCGGCCACGAAGGGGGGGCAAAUAAGAAUCCCCAUCAAGACCGAAGACCACCGUAGGGCGACGCAGCUAGGAGCGGUCCAGAAAAGCCAGCCGGAACGCCCGAUCCCUUCCGAACGUCAUACGGCAAGGAGGAACAAUAACGGCGAAUCGGAGGCAGCGGGGCAACGCAAAAGUAGGCGUGGAGAGAAUUCAGCCGAAAAACUGAGCCAGACCUUACAACGCAGGACAUCCGAACACGCGCAAACAGGACGACCGGGGUGUGAGGUCCGACCGUCCAUCGGGCAGGUCGGGAACCGCUUCUCAGCAAGCGAUUCCUCGUCCCGGCCGUCAUCCAGCAUCAAUCGCCAGAGACGUUUGCCCUCCUUUUCGUUCAUGUAUUGCUCCGCACGGGGCCAUUGGGUUUCACCACAGCCUCCAGUCCGCCCAUCUCAGAAUGCCAAGCGCGGUAGUGAACAUCCAGCGGGAACUGGCGUGCAGAGAGUGGCAGGGCUUGUGCCGACGAUUUCAUGUGAAGAACAUCAGCUAAAAUUGAUUCCAGAUACGCCAUGUUCAGGUCCAAGUUCAUUAUGUUAUGCUACCGAGCAAGCAAAUAUGUCGGCCGCACUGAACGCUCUUUAUCCGGCCUGUAGCCCAGCUCUUGUCUCCUUAGCUUCCACUAAUAGCCCGGAAAUUGCAGCACGGGCAUGUCCCGUUCCACAAAUUCCUGGGCCUCUCCAUUCUGCGUUUAUUCACGAAGGGGAACAAAUGUGCCGAAGAACUCCCGAAGGCGGGUUGGCGCCAAAUGAGAGAGGUAUCAGCUAUGCAACAGAUACUGGAGAGCAAGAAGCAGGCGAUGCGGAGGACCUAAAAAUGCUCCGCGCAUUCCUUAACGCACCACUUCAGGAUCCAGGCGAGUUUCUUCGUGCGCCACAUGAAAAAGGUUGUCCGUUCGCUUUCUUGCGAAUGACGCAUGCAAACGCACACACAUUUCAGGCAGAAACAGGGACGGGAGCGCCCGAGAACGCCGAAAAUUCCUCACGGAUCUUGUCUGCGGCUCUCCCAUCUCUACGGACCUCCAGCAUUGAAGACCAUAAUCCCGAGACUCGAUCAACGUCGAGCGGGGGAAGGACAGUAGCGUCAUCCACUGAAGGCCUGAGAAACUUGCUAGAUCUCUGGAUUGAAGAAGGGGAGCGCCUCCGGAGAGAAGACGCUGCUGCAGUGCGCUGCUUCGCCUCGUCUGGCCGGACUGGUGCACCAGCUGCCGCUGAGUUGGUCAGUGUCGGGCAGGCCUGCGGAAAAGAGGAGGCUUGUGGUAGCAGUGACUCAGGACCAAACGAAGUGGCGACUCAAGCAGCAGGAGGAUCUAAUCUUGAAGGAGCAACAAGAUUGCCCCUGGUCUGGCCAAGUUCCGGUGUGCAAGAAAGUGACGCAGACUAUACAGCACCCAUGCAGAGGACGACACAUACACCACAGACGAAUGAAGCUAGGGCACCGAACGCAAGCGUACCUGCCAUUGUGACCGUCUCUGUAGUCCAGCUCAGCAGCUUCGUACCCAUGUCUGAAUGCGAGAGGGGGUUGCAGCACGAAUCGAGAAGCAUGAAGAAUCAAGGCGAAGAGCCAGAAAAGUUUGAACGCAUCUUCGCUCCCCCGGAGGGUUCCUUUCGCUCGUUGCCUUCGUUGCCGCCUGCGGACCGAAAGGAGAGAGAGAUAACUAAAGGCGUGCAACCGCAAGAAGACGAGCAGUCAGCCGUCGACGAAGCGUGGGAGGGAGAGAACAUCUUUCCGUCACCCGGUGGCUGGGAAGCGCCCUUCACUGAUUCUUCACCUCCGUCCUGCAGGGGAACUUGCAUGCUGGUGAGGCGCAGUGGCGGCAGGUUUGUGGUAGCGGAACAGGCACUGAACAGUGGCGCAGCGGCUUAUGGCAGCGCCCCUGGCCGAAUACCAGACGCAAUCAAAGCUGCCAAAAAGAAAGAAAGUGAGAUGAAGCAGAGCCUUGCUCGCGUGGCCGCGAAGACGGAAAUAUUAUUGGAUCGAUUCGAACGCCUGGAAAGACAAAGAAAAGUUCUUGAGCAGCUGGGGAAGCGAGAGCGCAGACGGUACCGCACCGCUGCUUCGCAGGACUUGCAUGAGAGCUUCUUUCACGAAGACUUCCAGCUCGGCAGCCAGUUUUCGGUCAGACAGAGAGGUGAAGGCCACGAAGAAACCACAAGCUUCGGAGAGCAAACUGAAUGGAGACGAGAAACGAAGGACUCUCGAAGGCGCGAAUUUCACAGGAGGGUGAUAGGCUUCUUCUUUCGCCUCCUUCCUCGUUCAGUUUGCCGAUAG
Molecule: messenger RNA, 4287 nt
Organism: Besnoitia besnoiti
Lineage: Eukaryota; Apicomplexa; Conoidasida; Eucoccidiorida; Sarcocystidae
Exons: 3
Coding region: 1-4287 (1428 amino acids)
Source: RefSeq, a predicted model, not a curated record